Messenger RNA from Eremothecium gossypii ATCC 10895, 492 nucleotides. RefSeq names its product Snx3p (gene SNX3). Gene Ontology annotation, biological process: endocytic recycling; late endosome to Golgi transport. Gene Ontology annotation, cellular component: retromer complex; early endosome membrane. Gene Ontology annotation, molecular function: phosphatidylinositol-3-phosphate binding. The transcript has a single exon. The record is from RefSeq and is marked provisional. Bases 1 to 492 code for a protein of 163 amino acids. NCBI's taxonomy places the organism in Eukaryota, Fungi, Ascomycota, Saccharomycetes, Saccharomycetales, Saccharomycetaceae.
AUGAGGCAGUUCCAGUCCUUCAGCACCACGGUCGAGCGUGAGCUCGCGGCUGCGCCCACCGCGCGGCCGGCGCGCACGGCGGCCGGCUACGAUGAGCCCGAGAAUUUCCUGGAGGUCGAGGUCCGUGACCCGCGCACCCACUUUCCGCAUGGUGACUCCAACCGCGGCAUGUAUACAGACUACCUAGUUGUGUGCCGCACGAACCUGCCCAGCUUUCCACAGCGCGUGUCGCAGGUUCGCCGCCGCUACAGCGAUUUUGAGUUCUUCAAGCGCUGCCUGUUCAAGGAACUCUCCCUGUCUGCGCACCCGCGGGUCGUGAUCCCCGCGUUGCCCGGCAAGAUACUGUGGGCGAGGCGCUUCCAUGACGAGGUCAUCGAGGAGCGGCGUGAGGGCCUCGCACAGUGGCUAAGCACAGUGGCGGGGCACCCGCUGCUCCAGAGCGGGUCCAAGGUCCUGGUGCGCUUCUUGCAGGACGAAGUGUUCAACGGCUAG